Cordyceps militaris CM01 is the source of this 1416-nucleotide messenger RNA. RefSeq names its product secretory lipase, putative. NCBI's taxonomy places the organism in Eukaryota, Fungi, Ascomycota, Sordariomycetes, Hypocreales, Cordycipitaceae. The transcript is spliced from 2 exons. Gene Ontology annotation, molecular function: triacylglycerol lipase activity. The coding region runs from base 1 to 1416 and encodes 471 amino acids. The record is from RefSeq and is a predicted model, not a curated record. Gene Ontology annotation, biological process: lipid catabolic process.
AUGGUCUACAUCUUGCACACGGCGUCGUUGGCCGUCGCAGCAGUAUUGGCUUACCUGGCCGCCGCAGCUCCGUCCGUUCCGGCCACGCUCCGCGACCACAAAAUCACCAUGCGACCAAGCGAUGACCCAUUCUACCACGUCCCGGACGGUCUGCAAGACGUCGCGCCGGGCACCAUCUUGAGGCACCGACCUCCUCCCGCCCCGAUUGCCGCUUUCGGGGUCGCCCCGCUGCGCCUCGCCGCGACGCACCAGAUCCUGUACCGCACGACGGACAGCCUAGGCAACGCCACCGCCACCGUGCUGACGGUGCUCGUGCCGCGCCACGCCGACAUGAACAAGGUGCUCUCCUACCAGGUCGCCGAGGACGCGGCCGACAUCAACUGCGCGCCGUCGUACGUGUUCCAGUUGCGGCCCGCGGCUGACCCGGAUCGGGGCACCGGGACGACCGAGUUGGAGCUGCUGCUCGUCGAGGCCGCCCUCGAGCAGGGCUGGGUCGUCAUCGUCCCCGAUUACCUCGGACCCUACGCCGCGUUUCUCGCCAACAAGCUGGCCGGCCACGCCAUCCUCGACGGCAUCCGCGCCGCGCUCCACUCGAGUCGGUUUACGGGCAUCGGUAGACACCCGAAGGUGGCCAUGUGGGGGUACUCGGGCGGCGCCGUGGCCUCCAUGUGGGCGGCGGAGCUGCAGCCGAGGUACGCGCCCGAGCUGGAGAUUGCUGGCGCGGCCGUGGGCGGCACGGUGCCCAACCUUAUCACGGUCGUCACUUCCAUCAACGGCGGGUCGCACGCGGGCUUCAUCGCCGCUGGUGUCAUGGGACUGACGAACCAGUACGCCGAGGCUGAGCGCGACGUGGAGCGGCAUCUUCUUGCCCAGUUCCGGGACAAGUUCAUUUCGGUCCGCAGCCAGUGUAUGGAUGCCGAUACCAGGGCGUUUAAGAACCAGGACGUGAUUGGCAUGUUUGACGACCGCGAUCUGGUCUACCGCGUCUUGAAGAACACUUCGCUGGGACACGGCGACACGCCAAAGAUUCCCAUGUUUGUGUACAAGUCGGUCGACGACGAAUUCAGCCCAGUGGCGGAGACGGAUGCGCUGGUGGCCGCGUACUGCGGCGAUGGCGCGUCGAUCCAGUACCACCGCGACCGAAAUUCACAUCAUGGCAGCCUCGCCAUCCUGGCGGCGCCCAAGGCCCUGCUGUGGUUGAAGGAGACAAUGCCUUAUUACCCGCUUCGGGUAUUAAGGGAAGGUACCCCAUGUGCCACCUAUUACUGGCUAAUGCUGGUCUUCAGCCAAGAAUUCGUCGCCCGCUUUACAAAUGGACAGCAUGUUGGCACCUUUGAGCUUGAUGGACCGAUCAAUUCGGGGGAGAAGGAUUGGAUCAAAAAUCUGGUGGCAAAUGACGAGGUUGCGCUCGCAUGA